This is a messenger RNA of Harmonia axyridis, 2862 nucleotides long. RefSeq names its product plexin domain-containing protein 2. Lineage: Eukaryota; Metazoa; Arthropoda; Insecta; Coleoptera; Coccinellidae. The coding region runs from base 221 to 1966 and encodes 581 amino acids. The transcript is spliced from 10 exons. The record is from RefSeq and is a predicted model, not a curated record.
ACUUAUGUAGGUAGUUCCGAAAUGUAGUUCUCCUACCAUAUUUUCCGUCCGUAGUUCAGUUUUCCUACUUAUUUUUGUGAAUUGUGACGGAAGACGGGAAGACUGAAGUUGAGGUUGAGAACUUGUAGGCUGUUCUGUUACUGUAGUUGUUGUUUUGUCGUGUUUAGUGUUCGGAGUUUUUCUGAUUUGCUGUGCUUAAAUUGAUACGGUUUUGUUUAAUAUGGCUAAAUUAACUUUACGUGCGAGUGUGAUUCUUUUUUAUUCACUUAUUUUUAUAGAAACUUCUGGAAUACACGCAUCUGAUGGUACUUACUUUUACGAAACACAACCAGAAAAUCUCUCAUCCGAUGUUUCAUUCAAAUUCUUGCAUAGUAAAAUUCAUCAUCUACAAAAAAGACAAACUUCCGAUAAUAAGCAAGGACAGCCUGUACUCAACACAGCGAUUGAUAUUAAAACACAUUUGCACGAUUCUGAUGUCCCCGAUAUCAAAUUGAAUAAAACCAAAAUAACAGAGGCCCCUAAGAUAUUUCCUAGCGAUGCUCCUAAACUUAAUAUGACAGUCACAAAGUUACCAAUACGUCUUCUAAACAAUGGAUCAAGAUUGCUUGGUGUGAAUGGAACAGGACAAAGAAAGCAAUACCCCUCGACAACUGACCAACCCACUGUGAUAUCUAAUACAGAUCCACCUUUAUUACAUGAUAUAGCCAGUAAUGAAAGUGGAAAACCUGAUUUCGACGAUAUUAUCAAUAACAUUUCUAUAUCUAAGUUCACAGAUAAAGAGUUAAACAAUACUCUUGCACAACAUAACAUCACCAAUGAGACUAUCACUGAAAGCUACUUCUACUACAACAGUACUCUGCUCACUGAUCCACAUGUGGCCCGAUCUUAUUGGGUCAAUCUUAGCGAAUUUGAAAACGCUACAACACAUAAGCUCUUAUCUUCAGCUCACAGAAGAGCAGCGACUGUCACUCUUUCCUUCGAAUUUCCAUUCUAUGGACAUCUUAUUAAAAAUGUUACCAUAGCUACUGGAGGUUUCCUCUACACAGGGGAUUAUGUACAUGCAUGGUUAGCAGCUACUCAAUAUAUUGCCCCCCUAAUGGCAAAUUUUGACACAAGUUUGUCAAAUAAUAGUUUCGUUCGAUUCAUGGAUAACGGUACCGCCUUCACAGUACUGUGGGAGAAAGUUGUAUUGAAGGAUAGAGCUAAAGAGGGAGAAUUCACUUUUCAGACAACACUUCAUAAAAAUGGAGAUAUUAUUUUCGUCUAUGGAAACGUGCCUUCAAUCAUAGAAAAUAUUAAAGAUGACCAUCAUCCAGUAAAAGUUGGUUUGUCAGAUGCCUACAUAAUUGACAGUACUUUAUUCUUUUUGAGAAGAAAAACUAUAUAUGAAUACCAUAGGGUUAAUUUCCAAAAGGAAGAAAUCAAAAAUGGAACUGUGAUAAUCUUGAAAGCCUUACCAACAUGCCUUGAUGCUACUGACUGUACAACUUGUUUAACCAAGGAAUUGUCCUCAUUUCAAUGCAUUUGGUGUCCAGCGUUCAAUAGGUGUUCAAGUGGUGUAGACCGCCGUCGUCAAGAAUGGAUUAUGAAAGGCUGUGACCAAACAAAAGUAAAAAACGUAUCUUACUGUUCCCAGACAACCUCAUAUGACACAAAUAAAGGCAGUACUGCCUAUGUACAUGACUCUAAUGGUAUGAAUAUUUACAUGAAUACUAAUGGUUCAACUAGUCCCUUCAGUAAACAGUCAGAUGCUAUAACUGCUUCCCAACCAGAUCAAAUUGGAAUGUCUGGAGUCUUAGCAAUCAUGAUGUUAUUAUCAAUGAUUGUAGCCAUCUCUAUGUGGGUGUACUAUGCCUAUAGAAAUCCUCAUACUACUAGUGGUCAAAUGUUGAUAAGGUAUCGACCAAGUCAGUGGAGAUGGAAGAGAGGUGAGGCAAGGUACACAGCAGCUACUAUCCACAUGUAAUUGAUGAUGAAAUUAGAAAAAGGUUGUGCUUUUCAUGAAUCAUUCCUUGAAUGGAAAAUAUGGAAUAACAAUUAACUUGUGAGAUUGGCUUGUAGGUUGUAGAAAAAAUUAUUUUCACAAGCACUUCAUUUGUUGACUCGGUUCAAACUUGAUGAAUCAGUAUAUAAAGUUAUCGCUCUUCAAAAUUUUCAUCAUUUUACCAUUGAUUCAUAAAUGAAUGACCUAAAAGCAAUAAGAUUAUGGCCACAGUUGACUAAUGUUGAGCCAAAUCAAUAACAAAUAAGAUUCUGUGAUAGAAAAAUUAUCGUCCAAAUUUUUGAGAUUGUUUACGAAUUUAUCUCUACAGAGAUUUGUAAAUUAUAUUGAUAGUUUACUAACUGUAUGAAUUAGUUCUUGAUUGUAUGUAAAUAAGAUAUUUGCAGUUGUUCAAAUUACAACAAUUUUCACAUGUUUCUGCCGACUUGAGAAGGCUUUAAAUAAUGGUUAUGUAAUUGUGAAUUUUAUAUAUUUACUAUAAUUUUUGACCAAUGUAGUUGAUUUUGUGAUCUGAUCAUCAAUUCUAUAUAUGUAACAUUAGGUAAUUAAAGUAAACCGAAUAUUUAUGGACUUCCUUCCAAUGGAUGCAAUAGGUUUAAAUGACAUAAUAGUUGUAUACUUUUUGUUAUAAAAUUAUACAGAGAAAUUAUAUUUGCCUUGAACAUCUUAAACAUAAUCAUUAUUGCAAGAUUUUUAAAAAAAUAUGUAUGUAUCAUUUUUAAUGAGUUGAAUAUGAACAAAGUAUCAACUAACAUUCAUUUACCUAUAGCAUAUCAAUGAAAAGAAUAUGAUUAAUUAUAACUGUUGUAUAUUAUAAUUAUAGCGGACUAAUGCAUAAUAAAACUUAUUUUGUAAUAUGA